Messenger RNA from Desarmillaria tabescens, 1467 nucleotides. RefSeq names its product phosphatase 2C-like domain-containing protein. The record is from RefSeq and is a predicted model, not a curated record. NCBI's taxonomy places the organism in Eukaryota, Fungi, Basidiomycota, Agaricomycetes, Agaricales, Physalacriaceae. Gene Ontology annotation, cellular component: mitochondrion. Gene Ontology annotation, molecular function: [pyruvate dehydrogenase (acetyl-transferring)]-phosphatase activity. The transcript is spliced from 3 exons. Bases 1 to 1254 code for a protein of 417 amino acids. Gene Ontology annotation, biological process: protein dephosphorylation.
AUGAGCACUUAUCACAAAUUUGCGCGCACUCUGCGAAACUCACGCCGUUUCGUCCUGGCGUCGGGAGCAGUGUAUGCCGCACUCAAUGUUCGUCUAGUAAAUGAUUUGACCGGGUUUUCUCAACAGUACUCCGAGUCGUCGUUGAGACCGGUGCCAGGGAUUGCGAGGUUCGACUAUCACGUCGUUGCCAGAGAUGAACUAGGCAGUAAUCAUAUACAGUCUAUCUCCACCGGUCUACCAGACCGCUUCUGGUCCUUCUUUGCUCUGUACGACAGCUACAAUGGCGUCGACACCAGUGCGUACCUCGCAGGAAACCUUUUAAAUGCGAUUAUCGGGAGUUUAGCCGACCUUUUCAGCCGAGCGAAGGAGAGCAAGUUCAGCAGCCUUUCUGACCGUUCCGAAGUUGGUCCUGACCCAGCCCCCGACGAGAUUGAUGAAGAAAUCAAGGAGACGUUUAAUCGGCUCGACGACGACAUCGUCAACUUCAGUGCCAUGCUUGCUUCUAAUAACAGGUCUUCUACGCGACAUUUUCCACACAUUUUGGACGCAGCAUACUCUGGGUCCUCCGCUACGCUUGCCUUCUAUGACACAGAGACGCGUGCGUUGCGUGUUGUACUGACGGGAAAUUCACGCGCUAUUUUGGGCCGGAGGGGUCGGGCGGGAGAGUCUUAUCGUCUGGAAGUUCUCUCGGUAGAUCAGGAUGCGACUAAUGCGGAGGAGCUGGCUCGAGUGAAGCGGGAGCACCCUGGGGAGGAGGUGAUAAAAGACGAUACGCUCUUUGGUAUGGCACCAUUUCGGCUAUUCGGAGCAGGGCCGUACAAGUGGUCCAAGGCGGUCCGCGAGAGGCUUUCGUGGUCCGAUGUGAAAGAGAAAAAGACAUACAGCGAUGUGAAGACUCCGCCAUAUUUCACUGCUGAGCCAGUCAUCACGACGACACUCAUUCAACCUGGAGAUUUCCUUGUUAUUGCGUCUCCGGGACUCUGGAAGUCCUUGUCGAACAAGGAAGUGAUAAAAGAGGUUGGGUCAACCCUGCAGUCCAAGAAAAAGAAGCCCUCCGAACGCGCUGUUGUCAGCGAAACCGAAGAGCCGCAAGCCUCGGCUUUGCUGGUGUAUGAUCAAAUCGUGUUUUCUGUGUGGAGACAUUUCGAGGACCAAAAUUUGGCGAGUCGUCUGGUAGACAAGGCUUUUGGUGGUGAGAAUGAGGCUGGAUCAGUGUCGUCUCGGUCGUCUGCUAUAGAUGACAGCAUAAGGUAAUGAAUUUUUCAAAGCCAUAAGACAAGUACUGAAUGCCCAACGUUUCUUGUAGCGAAUCACUGUCCAUUGGAGUCGUUGUAUUUGAGUGAUGUUGAAUGAUGUCUGUAUGCGAGAUACUAUGAUCUAGUUGAUUUUAAUCCAAGCCGGCUGGCUGGCAAUUGCAUGAGCACCUUCAAGACCUUGAGCAUCUACUUAUGUAAAUAAUAGACUAAG